CAUUACUACAAUAAGGAUUGUUCCUUACAAAAGUGCCAACUCGUGCUUCAUAUGUUUAUGCAAUUGCUGCACAUUCAUGUUUGACUGAAGCAAUGCUUAUACCCAAACACUUUUCAAUUCCAAAACACACAAUCCAACUCAACAACAACAAUCUACAACACAGUCUCAAAGACACAAUCCUAACUCAAAUAAAACAAUGCUGGAAUCUAAAAACACUAGAAUCAAUCUACGCCACAAUGUUCAAAACCAACUUCAACCAAGAUUGCUUCCUCAUGAACCAAUUCAUAACCGCUUCAUCCUCAAUCUCUUCUCACACAAACCUCGCAACUUCCACUUUCACACAAAUCAAAAAACCAAACACUUUAGUUUACAACGCACUCAUCAAAGCAUGUGUUCAUUGCCACUCAUCAAACCAAGCAUUACUACAUUACAUAAACAUGCUCCAAAAAGGCGUCGUACCCUCAAGCUAUUCAUUCUCCUCUUUGAUUAAGGCCUGCACUUUGUUAACAGAUUCUGUAAACGGUAAAACACUUCACGGACACGUGUGGAAAAACGGUUUCCAUUCACAUGUGUUUGUUCAAACUACUAUCGUUGAAUUAUAUUCCAGUUUGGGUAAUGUGUGUGAUUCAAGAAAGGUGUUUGAUGAAAUGUAUGAGAGAGAUAGUUAUGCUUGGACGACGAUGAUUUCAGCGUAUGUGCGUAAUAAUGACGUUAUAUCUGCAGAGAAACUGUUUGAUGAAAUGCCUGAGAGAAAAAACACGGCUACAUGGAAUGCGGUGAUUGAUGGUUAUGCGAAAUUGGGGAAUAUUGAGCGGGUUGAGUUUUUGUUUGAUAAAAUCCCUUCUAAGGAUAUAAUUUCGUGGACAACUUUGAUGAGUUGUUAUUUGAAGAAUAAAAGAUAUUAUGAAGUCGUGAAGCUUUUUAAUGAAAUGGUGAAUGAGGGAAUGGUGGUUCCCGAUGAAGUUACUAUAACAACUGUGAUUUCAGCUUGUGCUCAUUUGGGUGCACUUGGGUUAGGAAAAGAGGUGCAUUUUUAUUUGAUGAUGAAUGGAUUUUGUAUUGAUGUUUAUAUUGGGUCUUCGUUGAUUGAUAUGUAUGCAAAAUGUGGAAGUGUAGAAAGGUCGCUUUUGGUGUUUUAUAAAUUGCAGGAUAAGAAUCUUUUUUGCUGGAAUUCCAUGAUUGAUGGACUGGCUGCACACGGCUAUGCAAAAGAGGCGUUAAGGAUGUUUGAGGAAAUGAGGAAGCAAGGAAUAAGGCCAAAUGGGGUAACGUUUGUUAGUGUUUUAACUGCCUGUACUCAUGCAGGGUUUAUAGAAGAGGGUCGUCGUUUGUUUGUGAGUAUGAUUGAGGAUUAUUGUAUUAAUCCUCAAGUUGUACAUUAUGGAUGCAUGAUUGAUUUAUUGAGCAAAGGUGGUUUGCUUGAAGAUGCAUUGGAGAUGAUUAGAGGAAUGAAGUCCGAACCGAAUGGUUUCAUUUGGGGUGCCUUGUUGAAUGGGUGUAAGGUUCAUAGAAACUUGGAAAUUGCUCGUGUUGCGGUUCAGAAUCUAAGGGUUAUGGAGCCAAAUAACAGUGGGCAUUAUAGUCUUCUUGUUAAUAUGUAUGCUGAAGUGAAUAGGUGGUGUGACGUCGCGAAUACCAGGAAUGAGAUGAAGGAUUUGGGUGUGGAAAAAACAUGUCCUGGGUCUAGCUGGAUCGAAAUCAACAAGGAACUUCAUGUUUUUGCUGCUUCUGAUAAGUAUCACCCAUCUUAUGGUCAGGUUAACAUGUUUCUAGUUGAGCUGGAUGAGCAGCUGAGACUAUCCGGCUAUGUCCCUGAAAUGGGGUCUAUUCUUUAAUGACUUUGGCUCUUCAAGUCGGAGGGUCCUUAGAAGGAUGAUUGUGCUGUACAUAGCUAAGUUGUUGAAGACAAACUCAAUAAGUUCUUGCAAGGUAGGCUCAAAAGAUUUCUUAACCUCCUUUCUAUCUGCCAGUUUUUUCCGGACAUUUUACUGCUGAGCCAAAAAAUUUACUAGAUGUUUGGUGAUGGUCUAUGUAAAACUACAAGGCUCAGUAAAGUUUUCUUUUAAUACAUUUGGAUCCAAGACUCAAUAAGGGUGCUUUGGCCAGUAGCCUUCCUAAUUUGAACAAAGAAAGAAUUGUGCAAACGAGGAGGCUCCCGUGAAAAGAGAAAAGUGAGGCAAAGAAUUUGGGAACUUGGAUAAAGAGAAGAAGCUAGGUAAGACAACUCUCAAAUGAAAAAAAUUAUGUUCAUAGAAGUUCCCAUUCUCUUUUUUAUUUAGGAAACCUGCUACUAUAGACUAAUCUACAUUAGCACACUAAAAUAGGCUAACAUCUAUAUUGUAAAUUAAUAUGCAGUAUGCAACAUAUCUUAUCCUUUGUAAUGAAAAACAAACUGUCAUCUAUUUAUAUAAAAUGUCAAAAUAAAUUAGACAUUGUAGGAAAAUAAAUAUUAAAAACUAUAGAUAAGGAGUGGGGCUAUAUUUUUACUAUUGAUACAAUAAU
Molecule: messenger RNA, 2502 nt
Organism: Vicia villosa (hairy vetch)
Lineage: Eukaryota; Viridiplantae; Streptophyta; Magnoliopsida; Fabales; Fabaceae
Product: pentatricopeptide repeat-containing protein At1g06143-like
Exons: 1
Coding region: 93-1835 (580 amino acids)
Biological process (GO): RNA modification
Molecular function (GO): RNA binding; protein binding
Source: RefSeq, a predicted model, not a curated record